AUGAUUCUGCUUAGAGUAUUACGUUUGUUUAUAUUCUGUUUGGUUUUAUCAACACUUUGUUCCAUUACCAAAUGUGGAAGUUCAGAUGUAACUGUGAAAUUCUUGAAAGCACCUCAUGCAUUUUCUCACUUGAAUUCAGCAACAUUUGCUUUUGAAGUUCUUAAUUCUGGUAGUAACCGUACUUGCUCAAAUUGCAGCCUCAGUUGUAAGCUUGAUGAUGGGGUCGCGUCAGUUUGCACGAACGGGAGAGUUACAUACUUAAGCUUGCAAGAUGGAAAUCAUGGUUUUGAAGUCUGCACCAACGGAAAUCAUAGUUUUGUGGGCUGUGCUAGCUACAACUGGACUGUUGACACAAUUCCACCAACAGCAUAUGUUACAGCCUCAACAACUUUCACAAGUUCUUCAAAUGUUUCGGUAAAUAUAUCUUUCACCGAACCGUGUAUAGGUGAAGGUUUUGGAUGCAAGUCUGUGAAUGCCUGCAAUCUUCUUGUCUAUGGUGCUGGCCAGGUUGUACCAUCUUCCUUUAGAGUUCUGAAGCCAAACCUCAUGUAUUCUCUUCUUGUUAGUUUAUCUCCUACCGUUCAAUACGGCCGAGCAAUCCUGGUAAUGGAUAGGAGUUUCUGUACUGACAUAGCUGGUAACAGUUUUACAAGAAUGGCGAAUUCGAGUGUUCAUCUACAUAUUGACAGAAGAAAGGUUUAUGUCAACAUCAGGACUCGUGUACCUGAAAAGCUACUUCGAAUUAACAGUGAAACUAGAACAAUUCAGGCAACUAAUGACCUUAACAAGCUAAAGGUGUAUUUGUACUUCUCGUCUCCAAUUGUAAAUUCAUCUAUGGAAGUUAUGAGUUCUCUCAACGUUAGUCGCGGUUCACUCGUUCCAACUAGUGCAGAAAAUCUUGGAAAUCGUAGAUUCGGAUUCAUGAUUGCUAAUAUCUCCUCCACUGCUAUAGUCUCGGUUGAAUUCAAUUUGAAAUCUAUAAUAACCAGACAAGGGACUCAUGUUUCUCCAACUGCGCCGGUUAAUUUUCUCUAUGAUUCUAAGAGGCCUGCGGUGAUGUUAAGUACACAUAGAAUGAGGACAAAAGAUCACAAUAUACAAAUAUUAAUCGAAUUUUCAAAGCCUGUUUUUGGAUUCAAUAACUCCCGCGUAUCAAUUUCAGGAGGUUUAUUAAAAAGCUUUCACAAACUUAGAUGGAGCACAUACAUUCUUGAGCUACAAGCGGAUGAUGAUUUGGUAUUCGUCAGCGUUCCCGAGAACGUAACUCGUGAUGUUUCCGGAAACAAAAAUCUAGCUUCCAAUGUUCUACAAGUGAGGCACUACUCAGUACCUCUUAUUUCUUCUGUGAUUUCUGCAUUUACAACUGCUACUUUUGCGCUGACAUCGAUUAUUGCUGGCCUGCUUACUAUCUCAACUGCAAGUCUUCAAUCUGUCGAUACAUUCACGAGAUCGUCUUCUUUCUUGAUAGUUGAUCCAGCAAGGAAUCUCUUUAGAAUUCUGUGCCAUAUUCAAGUCUUUGCACUAGCAAGAUGGUUAUCAGUUAAGUUGCCAGUUGAAUUUUACGAAUUUUCAAGGCAUUUGCAAUGGACCAUACCUUAUUUUUCGGUUCCAUGGGAAUCUGGACCUAUGAGUUUGUUCAUGGUGGGUUCUAGUCCUUUUGGAAGCUCCGGUUCCUUUGCUAAAACUUCAGCAACAAUCCCGAACAUGCUGUUAGGCCAGAGUUUGAAUUAUGGUGUUUCGGUGUAUGGUUCUCCGCUUACUUCUUCCGAGUAUCAACAAUAUUUCGAGAGCGAAAAUAUGAAACCGGAAGCUGAAUAUAUUUUGGAUUCGCAACAUUCCAGCGGAUGGACAGAUUUUUAUAGAACCAUGUUUUGGCUAGUUGUGAUCUGCGGCGGAUUGAUGGUCCUGCAUGCUUUUCUACUCAUUAUUCUCAAAUUUAGGAAGAGGAAUUCUGAAAAGCCAAGAAUGUAUGGAGCACUCAUUUUCCCAAGAUUUGAGAUAUUUCUUUUGUUUCUUGCACUACCUGGUAUUUGCAAGGCCUCUUCUGGCCUUAUUAAAGGGGGAACACCUGCAGCAAUGGCAGUUGGAAUUAUACUCUUGAUUUUGGUUUCUAUUGUGCUUCUAGCUUUGUUCUUGUUCCUAUCAGUUGGAAUCACAUUUGGGAAACUUCUUCAAUACAAAGAAGUUCAUCAUGAAGGUGAGACAUUUCAUUGGUAUCAAGAGCUUAUAAGAGUAACUCUUGGACCAGGUAAAAGAGGUCAAUGGACAUGGAAGGAAGAACCGAAAUCUGUUUAUCUAACUAUAUUUGGUCCUCUAUUUGGAGACUUAAGAGGUCCUCCAAAGUACAUGCUUUCACAAAUAUCAGGCGGAAGUCAUCCGAGUCAAAACGACCGAAUUAUUGCCUCAGAUGAUGAAACAGAAGAUUCAGAAGCACCUUUCAUUCAAAAGCUCUUUGGAAUUCUCAGAAUAUAUUUUGUGCUUCUCGAAUCCAUUAGGCGCGUUAUGCUCGGGAUUUUGGCAGGCGUCUUCAUUCAGACACUAUCACAUUCGUCUAAGAGUCCCGUCAUUAUUAUGCUAUCUAUAACCUCUUUUCAGCUAUUCUUCAUUGUGCUAAAGAAGCCUUUUAUCAAGAAAAAGGUUCAAUUAGUCGAGAUCAUUUCACUCACAUGCGAAGUUGCAUUUUUCGCUACAUGUUUCAUCCUCUUGAAGAAAGACUUUUCUGUGAAAGUCGAGACUAAAUUCGGGAUUUUCAUGCUUGUGUUGUUUUUAGUCAGCUAUUGCUCGCAGAUGACAAACGAAUGGUAUGCUUUAUAUGUACAAACAAAGCUACUAGACCCUAAGGAGAAGUCAUUGUUAAUAGGUUUGAAAAUUGCUUCAAUUGGGUUUGUUUUGUACUUCAUUCCUAAGAAAUGGGUACAAAACUUGGAAAGCAAGUUACCUCAAAAUGGACAUGCGAAUGGCGAAACGGGUGAAAGAAGUACGCAUUCGGGUAGUAGGAGCUCAGGUACACCUGAUAUACCUUGGUUGAAAAGAGUAAGUGAGCUUGCGAAACGCAGCUUUAGUAGGGAAAGAAGUGGAGUUCAAAUGACUGAUCCUUCUUCUAGUAGUAAUAAUACUAGAUGGAGUAGUUUAUGGGGAAAUAAGAGAAGUGGUAGCUCUUCUUCUGAUUAUAAGUCAAAACCAAAAGCUUUGCAUGAAGAUUUGGAAGCUAUUUUUGCAUCUAAGUCAUAA
This is a messenger RNA of Vicia faba (fava bean), 3231 nucleotides long. Lineage: Eukaryota; Viridiplantae; Streptophyta; Magnoliopsida; Fabales; Fabaceae. The record is from the annotation of a GenBank genome assembly.